Molecule: messenger RNA, 2371 nt
Organism: Mercurialis annua (annual mercury)
Lineage: Eukaryota; Viridiplantae; Streptophyta; Magnoliopsida; Malpighiales; Euphorbiaceae
Product: cellulose synthase-like protein G3
Exons: 8
Coding region: 43-2247 (734 amino acids)
Biological process (GO): plant-type primary cell wall biogenesis; cellulose biosynthetic process
Cellular component (GO): plasma membrane; trans-Golgi network
Molecular function (GO): cellulose synthase (UDP-forming) activity; mannan synthase activity
Source: RefSeq, a predicted model, not a curated record
GUGUAGAGUGUAGUAAACAGUGAUGAACAAUAGCUAAACAAAAUGGAAUCUUCUUCUCCUCUGCAUAUUUGCAGCACUUGUAAAAUCUCCUCACCUAUCUUCAACCGCUCAUAUGCUUUUUUUCACUUCACUGCUUUGAUAUUCUUCAUUUAUUACCGACUCUCUUAUUUUCUGUUUCCAAACCCUACUCUGCUUCAUACUUUACUCUUUACCUCCGAGCUUCUACUUUCUUUUAUUUGGCUUUGCGGCCAAGCUUUUCUAUGGAGACCCGUUUCUCGAACUGUUUAUCCGGAGAGGUUACCGGAGAACAAAGAGCUUCCGUCUAUUGAUGUGCUGAUAUGCACUGCUGACCCCAAGAAGGAGCCGCCGUUUGAGGUUAUGAACACGGUUCUAUCUGCUCUGGCGAUGGAUUAUCCGCCGGAUAAGCUUGCUGUGUAUCUUUCUGACGAUGGAGGAUCUUCUUUGACAUUAAAGUGUAUGAGAGAGGCUUAUGGUUUUGCUAGGUACUGGCUUCCUUUUUGUUUAAGGUUUCGGAUUAAGAAUCGGUGUCCCAAGGUUUAUUUUGCAGCCUCUGAAGAUGAUCUUCUGAAUAGUUACAACGUGGAGUAUGCAGAGGAAAAGGAGAAGAUUAAGAGAAAAUAUGAGCAGUUUAAAGAUAGAGUUAAGCAAGCAGAAGAGAAUGACUAUGAGAAGGAGGAAGGAAGCAACAUUGACAAUGAUGAUCAUCCUCCGGUAAUCCAGGUGAUAAAUGAGGAAUCUAAUAAUGAAUUAGAUAUCAAUCAAGUACAAGUACCUCUUCUUGUCUAUGUUUCUCGUGAGAAAAGGCCUAAUCAUACGCACCAUUUCAAAGCUGGAGCACUUAAUGUUCUUCUAAGGGUGUCGGGAAUCAUGACAAACUCACCUUACAUGUUAGUAUUGGAUUGUGACAUGUACUGUAAUGAUCCAACAUCUGCUAGACAAGCAAUGUGUUUCCAUCUUGAUCCACAGAUUUCCCCUUCACUUGCUUUUGUCCAAUUUCCUCAAAAGUUCCAUAACAUUAGUAAGAGUGACAUCUAUGAUUCACAGUUGAGAACAUUAUUUGUUAUAAGGUGGCCAGGUGUGGAUGGACUUCAGGGUCCAAUUUUAUCUGGAACUGGCUUUUAUAUGAAGAGAAAUGCACUGUAUGGUAAUAUUUCAGAGAAAGGUGUAGAGCAGCUAAAACGAAUAUUUGGUCACUCAAAUGACUUUAUAAUGUCAGUUCAUAAUAGCAGCCAACAGAAGAUUCUUGACAACACAGGCUCAUCAAGUAAACUCUUGCAAGAGGCACAGUUUUUGGCCAAAUGUACAUAUGAGCAGGACACUCUUUGGGGUCAACAGAUAGGAUUCUUAUAUGAAUCUGUAGUAGAAGAUUUCUUUACUGGGAUGAUAUUGCAUUGUAGAGGAUGGAAUUCAGUUUUAUGUAAUCCUUCAAGGGCAGCAUUCGCGGGCACUGCUACAACAAAUUUGAAUGACACCUUAAUCCAAAACACAAGAUGGCAAUCUGGGUUGAUGGAGGUCACCAUCUCUCGGUUUUGCCCUUUCAUUUAUGGGAUAUCAAGAAUGUCUUUGCUUCAGACAAUGUGCUAUGGUUGCCUUGCUCUCCAGCCACUAUAUUCCUUUCCCUUGUGGUGCUUGGCUACUCUGCCUCAACUCUGUCUCUUCAAUGACAUCCCCAUCUAUCCUAAGGUUUCGAGUUCGUGGUUUAUGAUAUUUUCCUUCAUAUUCGUAGCGUCUUUGUUGAAACAUUUAGAAGAGGUCCUAUCCUCAGGAGGUACAGUCAAAACCUGGUGGAAUGAGCAACAUAUUUGGAUGAUAAAAGCUGUGACAGCAUAUACAUAUGGCAGUUUAGAUGCAAUCUUGAAAUGGGUUGGAAUAAGAAAGGCCAGUUUUAUUCCAACAAAUAAAGUUCCAGAUGAAGGAAAAAUCUCAUUAUACCAAAAGGGAAAAUUUAAUUUCCAAACUUCAACAAGGUUACUUGCUCCUAUAACUACAUUGGUAGUUUUGAACAUGAUUUCUCUAAUCAUAGGAGUUGCUAGAAUGUUAAUAUCAGGAAAUUGGAGCAGCAUGUUUGGACAAGUUUUCCUUUCGUUUUACAUCGUUGUGGUGAAUUUUCCGGUCAUCGAAGGGAUGCUUCUGAGGAAAGACGAGGGAUGUAUUCCGUUUCUUAUAUCCCUCUUAUCUCUAGCAUUGGCCCUCACCUUCUUGUACAUAGGAUCUAUGGUCCUUUAGUACUAUUUGGUUGUGCCAAAUUAGAACUUUUUUAGAUCAACUAUAGCACAAAUGGGUUUAAUUCUCUCUCUGUGUGUCAUUGUCUCUGUUCAUUUAAAGAAGAAAAAAAGCAAUUGAAAAUUCA